This is a messenger RNA of Tupaia belangeri chinensis (Chinese tree shrew), 369 nucleotides long. RefSeq names its product ribosomal protein S29 (gene RPS29). Lineage: Eukaryota; Metazoa; Chordata; Mammalia; Scandentia; Tupaiidae. Gene Ontology annotation, cellular component: cytosolic small ribosomal subunit; ribosome. The transcript has 3 exons. Gene Ontology annotation, molecular function: structural constituent of ribosome; zinc ion binding. Gene Ontology annotation, biological process: cytoplasmic translation. The record is from RefSeq and is a predicted model, not a curated record. Bases 97 to 267 code for a protein of 56 amino acids.
GCGUUGCAUUCUGGGUAGACUAUGGCCCCCAAAAUUUGAAGAGCGCAUGCGCGUGUUAGCUCUUUCCUUUUGCUUCGUUGCCCCGCUGAAAGCAGGAUGGGUCAUCAGCAGCUCUACUGGAGCCACCCGCGAAAAUUCGGCCAGGGCUCUCGCUCUUGCCGCGUGUGCUCGAACCGGCACGGUCUGAUCCGGAAAUACGGCCUCAACAUGUGCCGUCAGUGUUUCCGUCAGUACGCGAAGGACAUAGGCUUCAUCAAGUUGGACUAAAUGAUCUUCCUUGAAUGGAUUGUCCAAGAUAUAAACCCAGUGAAAGAAAUCAUGCUGGCUAUUUGUAUAUAAAAUAAAAUAAAAUAAAACCCUUCGAUUUUA